Mugil cephalus (flathead mullet) is the source of this 1966-nucleotide messenger RNA. RefSeq names its product acyl-CoA thioesterase 9, tandem duplicate 1 (gene acot9.1). The record is from RefSeq and is a predicted model, not a curated record. Gene Ontology annotation, biological process: acyl-CoA metabolic process. Gene Ontology annotation, molecular function: fatty acyl-CoA hydrolase activity. Lineage: Eukaryota; Metazoa; Chordata; Actinopteri; Mugiliformes; Mugilidae. Gene Ontology annotation, cellular component: mitochondrion. Bases 160 to 1464 code for a protein of 434 amino acids. The transcript is spliced from 16 exons.
AGGAAGUGCUUGAAAUCCGUCCCGCAAUUUUUACUGUCCGACAUACCAUCUGGUUAUCACCCUGACUUGAAGAGAAAAACAGUGAUUUUUCUCAUUUUCUCUCAGCCAAACUGAUUUGUUUGUACUCUUAAAUUACCGACCUUCGUUCCGGAUACCACAAUGUUCUCUCCGAGGUUGCUGUUUCUGCGGUCGACUGCACCCAUCAUGAGCAGGUCAUUCUGCUCAGGCAGAACAUCGAAGCGGGGCAGGGCGCCCGACAUGGUCGAGGGAAAUCCUCUCUUGCACGUGUCAAAUGUGCGGAACAGGCUGAGAGAAAUUGUGGGAGCUUCCACUAACUGGAGUGACCAUCAGCAGGCCAUGGCAGAGCGUGUGUCCCUGUCAUCCAUGUUGGCCAAGUCUCAAAAUGAUCUUCCAGCGAAGAGGAUGAAGGACAGCUACCUGGAGGUGCAUCUGCCGCUGGGCUCUGAGCCACAGCUCCGAGAGAAAUACCUGACCUUCCACAACACUGUCAGGUUUGGAAGGAUCCUGGAGGACUUGGACAGUUUAGCAGUCCUCAUUUCAUACUCUCACACCUAUAACCCAGCUCUAAAGAAAUCUCCUCUGUCGAUUGUCACCGCCCUGGUGGAUAAGAUCGAUAUGAGGCAGCAUGUCAUCUAUCCUGACUGCGACAUCAAGUUUACUGGUAAUGUGACGUGGGUAGGGAGGACCUCUAUUGAAGCCAAGAUGCACAUGUCACAGUACUUUGAUGGAGUGUAUACCCCCGUUCUGGACGCUACAUUUGUAAUGGUGGCCCGAGAUCCGGAAAACAAGAGGGCAGCGUUCGUAAAUCCACUGAAGCCUGACGGACCAGAGGAAGAGAAACUUCUCCAAGAAGGAGAAGCUAAUAAAUCCCGCCGCGUGGAGCUGAGCACAGCAUCGCUGCUGAAGGUUGCUCCCACUGAUGAGGAGAGGAAGAUUGUCCACAGUCUGUUCCUCAACACCCUGGACACAAACACAGUCAGUUUCCGCAGCAGAGUCCUGCCCCCGAACUCAGUGUGGAUGGAAGAUGCCAAACUGAAAGGACUGGAGAUCUGCCACCCUCAGGAGAGGAACAUAUUCAACAGGAUUUUUGGAGGUUUUCUGAUGAGGAAAGCCUACGAGCUGGGCUGGGCCAACGCCUGCUCCUAUGGAGGAUGUCGGCCACGUCUGGUGGCUGUUGAUGAUAUCCUCUUCCAGAAACCAGUCGAGAUUGGCUCUUUGCUGCUGCUCUCAUCACAGGUGUGUUACACGCAGGGGAAUUACAUCCAGGUCAGAGUUCAUAGCGAGGUCUAUGACCCGUUGACCAGCCAGCACAACACCACCAACGUCUUCCACUACACCUUCAUGUCAGACUGCGCUGUGCCCAACAUCAUUCCUAAGACAUAUGGAGAGUCGAUGCUGUACUUAGACGGGAAAAGACACUUUAACCAAACCGUGGAGCACUGAGAGAUCAAAUCUGCCCGCUUCCAAAGCCGUUCAGUCCUGAGUGUGUGAACUGAGAACAAUGAAUGCAGUUUAUGCCUCUGACAGCCUUUUACAUCAAGCCUUUUUUUACUUUUACACAAUCCACAUGGGGACUAUAUUUGAUUCCUCUUACCUUAUUUGCUCCACAUUUUGAUGCGCACAGCAAAACACGUGUGUCUGUUUUAUUUGCUACUUUUUUGUAACAAGUUUACAGCUUCCCAACUGUUACACAUAGAGGUGAAAGUUCCUGUCCUGCUGUCCCAUCUUUAUCCUGUAAAUCCCUGACUCACUGUUUGCAUGAUGCUACACUACAGUAUGUUAAGAGUUUUAUAUUUCUCCAUCACUUCACUUCUACGCACAUGCUUGGGAAGCUUUAUUCUGAAUGUGUUAGACUGCUGUGUGUGGAACAAGGGUGUCAUUUUUUAAUUCUUAAGUCAUGUAUUUACUCAAAUGCUAUAAAUAAAUUCUAUUUAUCUCGACUUUA